AUCACAUUCAAAUAACCGGUUCAAUCACAGCCGGCAUACAAAUUGAUCCGCACUAAUUUAUAUUCGACGGCAUUUUUGAUGGAAUUUCGUGACUUAAAUUUCUCGUGGAGUUGGUGUUUCAUAAGAUAAAGUUUAAUUGGAAACAGAAAAAUGAAAAUCUUUCACUUUAUUCUGGUGAUAAUGCUUUUGCAGCUGCAAUUGGCUGUUGGAGAUAAAAAACAAAGUAAAAAGUAUUCUCGAGAAGCAAACGAGCAGCAAUACUCCCGGCAAAAACUACAAAAGAUUAGCAAGAAUUCUGAUGAGGGGGAACGGAAACUUACAACUGAACGCUAUGACCCUGACUUCCGCAAUCUACAGCGACCUUUUCGGAUUGCCAAAUUAAAUCUGGUCUGGGCCAAAGCACAAAAUCGAUUGACUGAGCCAAAACUGAAGUCUUUGUACAUGGAGCUUAAGAUACAAGAUAAAGAAGAAAUAGCAUGGAAGCAAUUAAGCUCUCAGCAUAAGGACAAGGAUGGCGUUAAAGAGGCUGAGCUGAGGCAAAAAUUGAUUGGAAUAAUGAGCACGUAUGACUUGCUGGAACAUUUCGAGGAAACCCAGGACAAAGAUAAAGUCAAACCUUAUAAGAAAUUCCAUGAUCCCGACGAUAGUCAUUUGAAUAAGAGUGCAUUCAAAGAUAAAAAACUCAAUCGUCUGUGGGCAAAGGCCGAGGUAUCAGGUUUCACCAAAGAAGAACUGGAUUCACUUAAGCAAGAGUUUCAGCAUCAUCAGGAUAAAGUGGACGUUUACUAUAGUUUAUUAGAAGAUAUUGGUACCGCGGAUGUUAAAAAACAUGAAAAUGCAAUAAAUGAAGAUGAACUAGAGAUAUUUAAUACGAUUUCAAGUGAUCCUAACGACAAUGAAAUUAACACACCUGAAAUGAAUUUAAAAAAAUACGAGACUGAUAUCAACAAGCUACGUGAUCAUCAUCGUGGCAUUAAGGAUCAUUAUGAUCGCUUGGAGCGUUUGAUUUCAUCGGGGCCGCACAGUCAAGACUUUAUUGAGCCAAAAGUACAAGGCUUAUGGCGGGUUGCUCAAGCUAGCAACUUUACUGAAAAGGAAUUAAGUUCUAUUAAAAACGAAUUACAUCAUUUUGAAAGCAGGCUAUUAAAAUUGCGAAAUCUUCACGUUGAGCACGCGAUGCAAAAGGAGAAGUACAAGGAUGAAAAGCACAAGGACAAAAGUGGCCGUUUCGACGAAAUGGAAGAUCAUAUUAAAAAACAAACUCGAAAAGUUGAGAAAAUUCAAGAUACCAUAGAAAAGACAAUUUUUCGACACACUGAGCUGUAGUGCUACCCGGCUUCACUAUUUGAAAAUUAAAGUUGGAAUAUCUCAAAGUUAUUUUUAAGUAAAAGAAGGCCAAAUUUGAAUGUAGUUUUAUAGUGAAUGUAUAUACUAACAUAUUAACAUUUUCUUAGUUUUUUGAUAUUGUUGAAUAUAAAAAUUUGUGCCAGAAGCACUUAUACAAAAAAUAAAAAAACAUAUAUAGUUUCAUAAA
Messenger RNA from Rhagoletis zephyria (snowberry fruit fly), 1534 nucleotides. Its product is annotated as alpha-2-macroglobulin receptor-associated protein. Gene Ontology annotation, molecular function: heparin binding; low-density lipoprotein particle receptor binding; receptor antagonist activity. The record is from RefSeq and is a predicted model, not a curated record. Gene Ontology annotation, biological process: regulation of receptor-mediated endocytosis. NCBI's taxonomy places the organism in Eukaryota, Metazoa, Arthropoda, Insecta, Diptera, Tephritidae. Gene Ontology annotation, cellular component: endomembrane system; endoplasmic reticulum.